Messenger RNA from Thalassophryne amazonica, 1673 nucleotides. It is a transcript of the gene cpne2, whose product is annotated as copine II. The transcript has 15 exons. Gene Ontology annotation, cellular component: plasma membrane. Gene Ontology annotation, molecular function: calcium-dependent phospholipid binding. Gene Ontology annotation, biological process: cellular response to calcium ion. The coding region runs from base 22 to 1665 and encodes 547 amino acids. The record is from RefSeq and is a predicted model, not a curated record. Lineage: Eukaryota; Metazoa; Chordata; Actinopteri; Batrachoidiformes; Batrachoididae.
GAGCUGCUGUAACCUCAGACCAUGGCCUACACUCUGGGCUCAGCCACCGGGGGCCAGACUCGCAGUGUUGGACCUCAGCACUGCGUCACACGGGUAGAGCUCUCCGUGACGGCAACAAGCCUGCUGGAUCGAGAUGUGGCCUCCAAGUCAGACCCGUUCUGUGUUCUUUUUCAUGAAGUGGAUGGAAACUGGGUGGAGUUGGGUCGCACUGAGACAGCUGUGAACAACUUGAACCCAGUGUUUGGAGUGAAGUUUCAGGUGGAUUACCACUUCGAGGAAAUCCAGAAGCUUCGCUUUGCCAUGUUUGAUGAAGACAAGUGUGCUACCCAACUCUACGAACAUGACUUCCUGGGAGAAUUCAUUUGUACGCUGGGAGUGAUUGUGUCCAAUAAGAAACUUCACAGACCAUUGAUUUUGGCCAAUGGGAAGCCAGCAGGCAAAGGAUCAAUUACGAUAACGGCUCAGGAGCUGUCUGACAACAGAAUCAUUACUUUGACCUUGUGUGGGCGUAAACUGGAUAAAAAGGACUUCUUUGGAAAAUCAGACCCGUACCUGGAAUUUCACAAACAGGGAGAAGAUGGCAAAUGGAUGCUGGUGCACAGGACAGAAGUUAUAAAGAACACUUUAGAUCCAGUGUGGAAACCUUUCACUGUGCCUCUCAUUUCUCUCUGCAAUGGGGAUGUGGACAGAAGCAUUAAGGUCCUGUGUUACGACUACGACAACGAUGGAGGCCAUGACUUCAUAGGAGAGUUUCAAACCACUGUCACCAAGAUGAGUGAAGCACAGAACUCAGUGGAGGUAGAGUUCGAGUGCAUCAACCCAAAGAAACAGAAGAAAAAGAAGAAUUACAAAAACUCUGGGAUUAUUGUUCUCAGGUCGUGUAAGAUUACACGGGACUACACAUUUCUGGAUUAUAUCCUGGGAGGAUGCCAGCUCAUGUUUACUGUCGGCAUAGACUUCACAGCAUCCAAUGGAAACCCUCAAGAGCCAUCAUCGCUCCAUUACAUUAACCCACUGGGCAGCAAUGAGUAUCUGGCAGCUAUAUUAGCUGUAGGACAAAUUAUACAGGACUAUGACAGCGACAAAAUGUUUCCUGCUUUGGGAUUUGGAGCACAACUCCCACCAGACUGGAAGGUGUCACAUGAAUUUGCCAUCAACUUUAAUCCCACCAACCCCUUCUGUUCAGGUGUGGAGGGCAUUGCACAGGCCUACUCUGCCUGUCUCCCUCACAUCCGCUUCUACGGACCGACAAACUUUUCUCCAAUCAUCAACCAUGUAGCACGUUUUGCUGCCCAGGCCCUUCAACAAGAAAAAGCAGCGCAGUACUUCACUCUGCUCAUCAUAACAGACGGUGUCAUCAGUGACAUGGACGAGACGCGCGACGCCAUCGUACAGGCGUCUAAGCUGCCCAUGUCCAUCAUUAUCAUUGGUGUGGGCAACGCAGACUUCGCAGCUAUGGAGUUCUUAGAUGGAGACGCCAGUGUGUUACGAUCCAACACGGGCGAAGAGGCUGUUCGAGACAUUGUUCAGUUUGUCCCUUUCAGGGAUUUUCGGAAUGCACCAAAGGAGACUCUUGCCAAGUCUGUGCUGGCCGAGCUGCCUCAGCAGGUCACCCAGUACUUCAAACAGCGGAAUCUACCGCCCAUCAAUCCCGCUCCAGAGUGAGACGGUCC